AUGAACAUCGUGUCUUCAGAGUCAGAAAAGGAUAAAGAAAGUGAAACAUUCUUUCACUUGUAAGAUUUUGCUUCCUUCACAAACACACUUACCAAAUUGUUUAACCAUACUGUGAAUACUCAGAUCAUCUCAGUGGCUGUGGAAGCAGCUGGUUAUGUUAAGGAUGUCAUUGAACAGAUGCUCAAAAGUUUUAAGGAGAUGCAAUCUAUAGUGGAUAGAAAGGAUGACAAAAUGCAAAAGGAACUUUUUCCCCCCAAAAUUGCAACAGCUUUGCGUGCAGUGGUUGAGAAAAGCACCAAUUAAGUAAAGGAGUUGCAUCAGUUCGCCAAAGAAGGCUUCCAGAAUGUCCGUAUUCCAGUCAUGUCUUUGCUGAAUGGUGGUAACAAUCUUGGGAGUUUGGAAUCUUCUCUUUCAUUCUUGAUGAAGUGUCCCAUCAUGAAUCUUCAGUUAACGGACUUUUAUAGAAAAGACACCAAAGAGUAAUCAGAUGCCACCACAUCUUAGAAAAGCUGAAGUGCAGGUUCAUCCACCACUACAGUGGUCACCUUAGAAAAGUUGCAGGAUGCACUGAAACCUGAGAAUGCCAAGAAUACCGUGGAGUCAGCUGCAGAUUUGUUGGGCUAUGUCGGAACUAUGGGACCAGUCUUAGAUCUCCUCCAAAAAGUCAUAAAGACUAUAGAAACUAGUAUUUCUGGGUUUAAGAAAGCAAAUGAAUGA
Hipposideros armiger (great roundleaf bat) is the source of this 717-nucleotide messenger RNA. It is a transcript of the gene CUNH12orf60, whose product is annotated as chromosome unknown C12orf60 homolog. Lineage: Eukaryota; Metazoa; Chordata; Mammalia; Chiroptera; Hipposideridae. The record is from RefSeq and is a predicted model, not a curated record.